This is a messenger RNA of Penicillium longicatenatum, 1134 nucleotides long. RefSeq names its product uridine-cytidine N-ribohydrolase. The coding region runs from base 1 to 1134 and encodes 377 amino acids. Gene Ontology annotation, molecular function: purine nucleosidase activity. The record is from RefSeq and is a predicted model, not a curated record. Gene Ontology annotation, cellular component: cytosol. NCBI's taxonomy places the organism in Eukaryota, Fungi, Ascomycota, Eurotiomycetes, Eurotiales, Aspergillaceae. Gene Ontology annotation, biological process: purine nucleoside catabolic process. The transcript is spliced from 5 exons.
AUGACGGUUAAUGUUGGAUAUGAGACUCGGACCCCACUCUGGCUUGACUGCGACCCUGGCCAUGAUGAUGCGUUCGCAAUUCUGAUUGCUGCUCUACACCCUGCUUUGGAGCUACUUGGAAUCACAACCAUUCAUGGCAAUGCCUCUCUAGCAAAGACUACCGCGAAUGCUGGGAGUAUUCUGGAAGCCAUCGGCCGCCCAGAGGUUCCUGUGUAUCCGGGAAGCGGAAAGCCUUUCUCACGGCCCGCUCUUCAUGCCCCAGACAUUCAUGGUGAAUCGGGCCUUGAUGGAACAGACCUUCUUCCUAAGGCCUCCGUGGCACCAAUUACAGAUAAGAACCCGAUCUUAGCUAUGCGGGAUGCACUUUUAGCUCAACCUAAAGGUACUCCGUGGGUUGUAGCCACUGGUACUUUGACUAAUGUUGCUCUGUUAUUUGCAACGUUUCCUGAGGUUGUGGAUCACAUCGCUGGCCUGAGUAUCAUGGGAGGUGCCGUCGGCAAUGGGUUCACAGAUGCUCCUAUGAGCAGGCUGCCAGGUGAAAAAUCACGUAUUGGAAAUGUGACUCCCUGGGCUGAGUUCAAUCUUUAUUGCGAUCCCGAAUCCUCGGAGGCAAUUUUCAGCAAUCCUCCAUUGGCAGCCAAGACAGCUAUAAUGAGCUUGGACUUGACUCACCAAGUGCUUGCCUCGCCGGAAAUUCAAACCCGCAUUUUGCAUGGUGGCAAAGACGCAUCUGAAGAACCGACAGUUAUUCGACAAAUCCUACAUGCUCUUCUGCUCUUCUUUGCGGGAACGUAUGAGAAGGUCUUUGGUUUGUCUACUGGUCCGCCACUGCAUGAUCCUCUAGCGGUGGCCGUGAUACUGUCAAACCUUAACCCAGCUUUCGCACAGAAACAUCCAGACCAAGUUAUCAAAUUUGAUGAUAAAGGAGGCGAAAGAUUCGCUGUCAGUAUUGUCACUGAUGGUCAGCACGGUCAAGAUGUGUCUACCACAGGCCAACUGGGACGCUCGUUGGCUGCUCCAGUCGAGGGACCUGGUGUUGCUAUUCCCCGUGGUGUCGACCUUGAGGCAUUCUGGAACUUGAUUCUGGAGUGUGUGCAGCUCGCCGACGACAGCAAUGCAGCUCGUGGAAAAUAA